GAAGUGCUUUCUGCCGUGGAUUCAGUGAACACGUCGGAAAGGGUUGAAAAAUUGGAAAACAAAGUAGGCAAACCGUUGCUCGUUGUAAGUAGGUCAAACAACGAAAAUACUGCGUCAGGAGAUAUUCUAAAAACUCCGAAAAUGAGUGCGCCCACCUACACUACCACAGACUACAAUGCAACAAAGGAAACUACGUUAAAAAAGUCAUCUCCAGCGAAACUGCAAACUGAAGAACAUUUAGAACACGUGCGGCCAAAAAACAACACUAGUCAGGUGAGAAGAAGAAUCUUAAAUCCUCCGGUUACAAAAAGUGCGAAACACAAAACAAUCUGUGUGUUAGGUGAUAGUCACGGCCGUGAAAUUUCCGCAGUGUUGAUGAGAACAUGUAGUUUCAAGGCAUCUGGUUUCAUAAAGCCAGGGGCUCCAUUGAGUGAAAUAACGGAUCUAACAACAUCAACUGACGUAGCUAGUUUGAAUAAAGACGAUUUCGCCGUGUUAAUAGGAGGAUCAAACGACGUCUAUAGAAACGAGACACACAAGGUGAUUACAGAAAUGAGGAAAUGUCUAAAUAAUUUAACCCACACAAAUGUACUCAUUGUGAAUAUCCCGCAUCGUCAUGAUUUACCACCCUGGUCGUGUGUGAACCGCGAAAUUAAUGUUGCAAACGAGUGUAUCACUGAAAUAUGCACUAACUUUAAGAAUGUCGAUAUUGUAGACAUAAACAGAUUGGAGCGAAGGUUCCAUACAGUCCAUGGACUUCAUUUAAAUACGCCAGGAAAGAAAUUACUAGCCGAAAAAAUAUGUACUCGCAUUUCGAAGAAGAGUGAAGAAAAAAGUAUAAGUGACAAACAAACGGAAAUUAAGAAGUGUUUUAUACGAGUUACAAGCUGUGCCAUCGGCCAAACGCGAAUUACCAAGUGGUUCAAACCGAUUAGGCAAAAAACAAUCAAUCAAGUCGUCAGCCAAACGAAAAUUACGAAAUGGUUUAAACCGAAGAGGACAGAUGUGGAUGAAGCAAAACUUAGGCCUAUACAAGCUCCAGAAGUUAACUCACCUGCUGAUUGCCACCAACGAACAGAAGCCACACACAAGAAACACACAGAAAAUUUUUUAGGCAGCAGUGGAAAUAGGAGUAGUCAUCACACCAGAAGAAGGCAGCCACCCUUGAGAAGUCAGGAUUUUUGCUGGGGCAAAACAGUGAACAACAGCACGUAACAGGGAAAUGUUUGCAAGCAGAGGAAUCUACAACAAGUUAUAAUCUACACUGAGGAUUCCACAACCUUAAUCAAGAUAUGAGCAUCAUCAGUAAACAUUAUUGUAUUUGCAC
Schistocerca nitens (vagrant locust) is the source of this 1327-nucleotide messenger RNA. RefSeq lists its product as uncharacterized. The record is from RefSeq and is a predicted model, not a curated record. Bases 142 to 1215 code for a protein of 357 amino acids. The transcript has 2 exons. Lineage: Eukaryota; Metazoa; Arthropoda; Insecta; Orthoptera; Acrididae.